Photinus pyralis (common eastern firefly) is the source of this 2623-nucleotide messenger RNA. Its product is annotated as venom carboxylesterase-6-like. NCBI's taxonomy places the organism in Eukaryota, Metazoa, Arthropoda, Insecta, Coleoptera, Lampyridae. The transcript is spliced from 11 exons. The record is from RefSeq and is a predicted model, not a curated record. The coding region runs from base 876 to 2603 and encodes 575 amino acids.
AAAAGCUAGGUAGCUUUUUAUCAGCGAUUAAACGCUAGCUAGCUUUUUAUCGACGAUAAAAAUGGGUGUAGGAAUGCGUAAAAUAUAUAGUGGUUGUAAAAUUUACUGUAUUUUAUUAAUCUCCCUAAAAUACAGUCGAUCUUGGUUAAUUUUAUUUUUAAUUCACUUAAAUUUUGUUGCCCCCUGGGAAAAAUUCUCGAUCAAAAGCAUAAAAUAAGUCCAGAUUCUAAAACUUUAAACCCGCAUAAAAACUAAUUUUUGGUUCUAUUAUUUAACACUUUUCGUAAGCAGAUCUUUGGAGCCUUGGAAACUAGUAUAUCGUAAACUUAGUGCAAUUUUGUACUAGACGAUCUGGAAUGGAGGUUUCCUAUACGCCCUUUAAACAGAAUCCAUCAGUUAGAGUUAGAUGAAAAUGUGCGCAAUAUUAAACGAAUGAAGUGGUAUCCACCUACAAUUACUCAUUAGCUGUUGAUAACAUCUAAAGUCUCUUUAUUUUUAUUAAUUAUCUUUCAUUUAAAAUCCAGUUUAGUUUUUGAUCUUCUUUAUAUUUUUCCUUUCGUCCUUUUUAUUUGUUAUUUCUUUGUUUGUGUUGCGAUACUCACUUUGAUUGACAUUGGAUGUGAGACCUUCCAAAGCAUUGCACCGAUACGCUUUAGUUUCACUUUUUAUUUGAAAUUGACCAAGUAGGUACGCCCUUGAGAAAUUUUUCUAUAUCUAAUCGCCAAACUUAUCUGUCUUCCGGGGAUAAGAAUAUGGUUUAGACAGAAAUUAUAAUCCAUGCCCAAAUCGUACGGAGGCAAAUAAUAAAUUAUGGCAUGCUACAACGGUCGCCGAGUAAUAUAAUAGUACUUAGUAGUUUCAAUCACCUUUAAAACAUGCGAUUGCUAGUAGUAUUACUCCACAUCACUUAUUUACUAGCUUUUGAAUCACGGGCACCUUUAGUUCGCACUUCUUUAGGAAACAUUAGGGGAUACCACAAGUAUUCGCUGGAGGGUCGAAGAUUUUCCGCAUUUGAAGGUAUUCCAUAUGGACAGCCGCCUGUUGGAGAUUUUCGAUUUGAGGCACCUAGAAAUGUACUUCCUUGGAAUACGACAUUGGAUGCUCGUACUUUAUUUGUAUGCUCGCAAGUAAAGAAUUCGUUUUUUGCAGAUAAACCUGAUCAAGAAGACUGUUUAUAUCUCAACGUGUACGUCCCCAAAGAGCAACCAUCCGAAAAUGACAAAUUUGACGUUGUUGUUAAGAUACACGGGGGCUCAUUUACGUAUGGGGAUGGUAGCGUGGCAUCACCUGGUUUCAUUAUGGAUCGUGACCUAGUAUACGUUAACUUGAACUAUAGGCUUGGUCCUUUAGGAUUUUUAAGUACUGGAGAUAAUAUCGUACCAGGAAACAAUGGGCUUAAAGAUCAACAGCUUGCACUUCAAUGGGUUCAAACACAUAUUAAACAAUUUGGAGGCAAUCCUAAUUCGGUUACUCUUAUGGGUCAAUCGGCAGGUGGUGUUUCAGUUCAUUUUCACUAUUUUUCUCCAAAAUCUAGAGGUUUAUUCCACAGAGGUUUAUCACAAAGUGGCACUGUGCUACUGCCUUGGGCGAUUCAAGCGGGUCCCUUAAAAGGGGCGCAAACACUAGCUGCGUCGUUGAAUUGUGAAAAUUCAGAUACACGAAUGAUGAUAGCCUGUUUGAAACAUGUUCCCGUUCACGAUCUCCUUUCAAAAGCCAAAAAUCUUUUCCGUUUGAAUACAUUGCCUUUAGCUCCGUUUGCACCUGUAGUUGAGGUUGAGUCAGACACUGCCUUUAUGACAAAACACCCUUACCUACAAUUGUUAAGUGGAGAAGUAUACGAUGUUCCAUGGUUAGCGUGGAGAACAUCCGAUGAAGGAAUCUUUCUUGGUGUCUUAGCACCCCCUGCACCCUAUGACGAAAUUGAAAAGCAUUGGGAUGAAUGGGCUCCGUGCGUGUUCAACUACGAUUUCACUGUGGCUGACAGCCAGAAAACUGCAGUGGCUCAUAAAAUUAAAUCGUACUACUUCCAAAAUGAGACAGUCUCCCAUAGGAAUGUUAAGAAAUUCUCUGACCUAAUGGGCGAUCGGUAUUUUAAUGUGGGAUUUGAAGAGGCAAUAGCAAUGCAAGCCAACCUUGGAAAAUCGCCAGUAUACGCCGGCAUAUACUGCUUCAAUAAGACAAAUGGUUUGGCCAAAGGCAGUGGUGUAGAUGGGGUGACACAUGGGGAUGAUAACUUAUUAUUACACGAUGAUAAACCUAUACGAGAUAUUAGACUGUCAACACCAGAAACAGACAUAAAAAACUUUCUAUUGGAUAUUCUUUCGUCGUAUGCGAAAAACGGUAAACCGGAGGCGACUGGGAUAAAUUGGGAACCAGUGGCUCAGGGGAAGUUUAAUUACUUAUUGAUGUGCGAUGCUGACGAUUCCCAUAUGGUGGAAAAAGUCGAAUUUGGUGCCGAACAGUUUUGGGAAAGUUUGGACAUUAAGGAAAACGGUCCAGAUUUUCCACCGACUCCGAACAAAAAAUCUGAUGCCAACCGCUACGAACAGAAUUUAAACUUACCGUCUGUUACACUGUAUUUUUUCUUUAUGUUGUUUCAAUAAAGUUUGAAUGUGGUGUAUAG